CAUAAGUUUACUUACAUUUAAUUGAAUUUCUUUGUUUAUCAUAAUUUCACUAUCAAGAAACACACAGAUUCACCAGAAUUGAGGAAUUCAAUAAAAUGAGCUUGGGAGAGAAAUAAUUACCUUAAGCUAGAAUUCAAAGAGUGAUAUUAGUUGUCUUUCUUGUUUCUAAUCUCUAUUUGGAGAAAAAUAUUACGUGUGAAAUAAAACAAGAGUUUGCCUAGCCUGUACCUCGAAUAUUCAGUACUUCGAUUAUAACACGUUACGGAAUUAAAAGAGAGCAGUCUGACUCCUAUCCUUGAAUGUUUUUAGUGUUGCAUGUCGUCCAUCAAGGGCAUUGACAAGCCCUUGGAAUGCAUAUAACAGUUCUGUCUGAUUCUGAUUGAUUUUACCAUUCAAAAAUACGAUCGGCAUCUCAUAUGUCUCCAAGGAACCACUUGUAUUAAGGUAGAUUCCAUGUCUAAUCUGUAAAUUAUUUUCUCACUUCAACGUUUCAUGUUCCUUUAUGCUGCAGAUAAGGGAAGCGGCUCGUGGAAGAAAACUGCUGGAAUAGUCGCCGUUGCAGGAGGAGCCUUAAUCCUUGGAUGUAGCGUCGGUCUUUUCUUGUACAUGAAUCGUAGGAAAAGACGACAGCAAUCUAGCCUCCUUUCUCAGAGCAUAUCUUCAGACAUAUACUUGAAGAACAACGACACUGAAUUAUUUGAUGCCACAUACCAUACACAUAUCUUCUCUUAUGAAGAGCUGAAGGAAGCCACAGACAGCUUCAAUGAAUCAAGAGAGCUUGGUGAUGGUGGUUUCGGUACUGUAUAUAAAGGCGAGCUCAAAGAUGGUCGUACGGUUGCCGUCAAACGCCUAUUCGAGAAGAACUACCGAAGACUUGAGCAAUUCAUGAAUGAAAUCGAGAUCCUCUCCUGCCUCCGCCACCCGAACAUCGUAGCGCUCUAUGGCUGCACAUCCCGACACAGCCGUGAACUCCUCCUUGUGUACGAGUUCAUCUCCAAUGGCACGUUGGCAGACCACCUCCACGGCCCUCUCGCGUCCAAAGAAGCAAUUUCUUGGCCCAUUCGUAUAUCCAUCGCCAUCCAAACAGCUGACGCCCUAGCCUACCUCCACUCAGUUGAGCCACAGAUCAUCCACCGUGAUGUCAAAACCAGCAACAUUCUUCUUGACAAAAACUUCCACGUAAAAGUCGCAGAUUUUGGUCUUUCAAGGCUGUUCCCCUUGGACGUGACCCAUGCGUCCACUGCACCACAAGGUACACCGGGGUACGUCGACCCUGAGUACCACCAAUGCUAUCAGCUGACAGACAGGAGCGAUGUUUACAGCUUCGGAGUAGUGUUGAUUGAGCUCAUAUCGUCAAAGCCUGCAGUAGACAUCAGUAGGAAUCGUCACGAGAAAAAUUUAGCGAACAUGGCAAUUACUAAGAUACAGAAUCGCCAGAUUGAUCAAUUGGUGGACUUUGAGCUCGGGUAUCAGUCAGAUUUAGAGAUCAACAGAAUGAUUGAUCAAGUGGCGGAGCUAGCGUUUCAGUGUCUGCAGUCAGAGAGGGAUAUGAGACCUAGCAUUCGAGAAGUCUUCGAGAUUUUGAAAAAAAUUGAAGGUGGAGGGUAUAACGCUGACAAAAAGAAUGUGUCAUCAUUAAUUUCAGUGGAUACCGUUAUAGAGAAGUGGCCUAGCAGGUCCACGACGUCUAAUAGUAGCAGUUGAAGUCUAGAAUUUACUUUGCUUUCUCAUCCUUCUUGUUGAUUUCCUCCGAAACUUUUCUUUGAUUAAGUGAUGCAUGUAAAGUUGGAAGUUUUCACUGGGAAGUAUGUAAUCAACUUUUCUUUGAUUAAGUGAUGUAAAGUUGGAAGUUUUCACU
Messenger RNA from Asparagus officinalis (garden asparagus), 1858 nucleotides. Its product is annotated as LEAF RUST 10 DISEASE-RESISTANCE LOCUS RECEPTOR-LIKE PROTEIN KINASE-like 1.2. Gene Ontology annotation, biological process: protein phosphorylation. Gene Ontology annotation, molecular function: protein kinase activity; ATP binding. Lineage: Eukaryota; Viridiplantae; Streptophyta; Magnoliopsida; Asparagales; Asparagaceae. The coding region runs from base 493 to 1704 and encodes 403 amino acids. The record is from RefSeq and is a predicted model, not a curated record. The transcript has 3 exons.